AUGAGUAUUGACAAGAGGUUCAACAGAAAUGAUUAUUUAUUUUAUGCUCUAUCCAUUGUUGAAUAUUUUCGUGCAAAAUCAAGCGUAUCUGUGUCAUGUAGGAUGCGACAAUGUCAUGGAGAGCAAACACCACAGGGACUUGUAGAUAAUAUGCAUCUCACUAUGAGAAAUAUUCGAGGAUCGGCAUCAUAUUGGCAGAAAUGUUGCUCUGAAUUGAUUGCCAUGGUUAGAACUUUAGAGCCUCCCACAUGGUUUUUAACAUUUUCCUGCAAUGAUUUAAAUUGGCCAGACAUGAUAAAAGCCUUGCUUAUCGCUGAUGGACGUGAUAUCGAUGACGUCGAUCGCCUGUCAUUCCCGGAGCGCUUGAACCUAGUGCAAAAACAUCCGGUAGUGUUAGCACGACAGUUCACAGUACGUGUUAACGCUCUCAUGCGAUUCUUAAAGAGAAAUAAAGAUUGCUUGGGUGGUCUUAUUGAAGAUUUUUGGUACCGAGUGGAGUUUCAAAACCGCGGUAGCCCACAUCUGCAUAUGUUAGUCUGGUGUAGUAAUGUUCCGAAUUUCACCACUCCAGAAGGAGUUGCUGUAAUUGAAAGGGUGGUUUCAUGUUCAUUAACUCCUAAUGACCUUGUGUUGCGCAAAUUAGUUGAGGAUUUACAGAUUCAUAAACACACUGCGACAUGCAAAAAAAAUCGCCAAGCUGAUGGUUGUCGAUUUGAUUUUCCAAAGCCAGCAAGUGUUAACACCGUUUGUCUUGGACCAGAUGAAGCACUUGCUAACAAUGGACGAUUAUGUAUAUUGAAACGAACCUCAAAUGAAACCAUGGUAAACAAUUACAAUGCAGUUCUUUUAAAUCUAUGGAAGGGAAAUAUUGACGUGCAACCGUGUGGUAAUGUCACCGCUGUGGCCUACUACGUCGCAAAAUAUGCCAGUAAAUGCGAACCACAUGACACAGGUGAUGUAAUUCGAGAAGCUAUUUCGAAUGCUAAGAGACAAGGUGGUGAUGUUUGGAAACAAUUGUUUUCAAUAUCAAUGACUAUUUUAAAUAAACGCUUGGUGAGUGCGCCCGAAUGCGCUUACAGAUUAUGCCAUUUGCCAUUGAAAAUGUCGUCGCGAAAGACUGUUUUUGUGAAUAGUUGCAGGCCGGAGGAACGUUACAGACUCCUGAGAUUUGAUAGUGAUGAAACCAGUAUUUACAAUAAUAUUUUUGAUCGUUAUGUAUUACGCCCAAACGAGCUGGAGAAUUUAAGCCUUGCGGAAUUUGCCGUCCGUUUUGAAACCGUCUCUAACACGACAUGGUCAGAGGACAAUGGGGAUGCGGAACUGAGAGACGAAGAUAUUACGCCAGAGAGGUAUAUCAGAUUGCAGGACAAUACGAGAUUGCGUGUAAGAAAUAGACCGGCAGUGUUACGUACCCGCUAUUAUACAAUUAAUAGUGACAAAGAAGCAUAUUAUUACAGUUUAUUAGUAUGCCAUAUACCAUUUCGUAAUGAAGGCGAAUUACUUUUCGAAAAUGAAACCGCUGAAGACUGUUUUAUAAGACGAAAAGGGGAUCUUCGCCCGUUGCAGGGUGACAUCAGUGCAGAACAAUUUGGUCAUGCCGAAUUAAUUAUUCAACAAGCUGUUGCGCAAGCUACCGCGCUUAAUGCUGCGCGUGAAACCGAUAUAGGCAAUGCUUCCAUGUUAUGUGUUGGUGAAAAAAUUUUACAUGACGAUGAUAACUUUUGUGAAGACAUGGAAGAACGAGCCGUCAUAUCAGAUGAAUUGUUCCUAGGAAGCAUUCGAGGAUUAAAUAUCCAACAGAAGGAAUUAUUUCAGAAAGUUUCAACGGCAAUCGACAAUGAUUUGCAUGGACAAGAAAGCCAGCUGUUACAUUUUAUCACUGGCGGUGCAGGCAGUGGUAAAUCAUUUCUGCUGAAAUUAAUCGUGGAGCACAUUAAGCGUUGUUACGCACCAACAGUAGAUAUACUGCUGAAGCCUAAAUUUGUGGAAGUUGGGUCGUUAACCGGGGUUGCCGCUCGUCAAAUUUUUGGCAAAACGCUACAUAGUAUUUUCUUGCUUCCGAUUGAAAAAAAAAAUUCUAUGACAUACAAAAAAAUUACAGGUCAAAGACUCGAGACUGAAAGGCGUAAAUGGCGCUAUAUAAAUUGGCUAGUCAUAGACGAAAUUUCUAUGGUCUCCUAUGAGAACUUAAGAAUAAUUCACCUAAGACUCCAAGAAUACAAAAACAACGAGAAGUUAUUCGGUGGAGUCAACAUUUUAGUAUUUGGUGACAUAUUUCAGCUUCCUCCGGUGAAAGGGAAUUGGUGUUUUGUGCAGCCAUCGUGGUUUUCGGUGGAGGUCAAUUUGUGGCAUCAGUUUUCUUUUUGUGAACUGACCAUAAACAUGCGACAGCGCAAUGAUAGCGAAUUCAUCGAUUUAUUGAACAGCUUACGGGUAGGUGAACUGACGACGGCUCAGCUGGAAUUACUAUGCGAGCGGCGCCACGUGCCUAUAAAUGGUGAAUUUGCGGAUGGAGUCGCCGUUCGUAUCUUUCCCACGGUCAGGCAAGUCGACGAUUACAACGACAAAAUAACCAAGGAAAAUGCAAAGCUGCACCGAACUUAUUUAAUCAACGCAGUGGAUGAGUCGCGUGAAGUAGCGACAUAUGGUAGAAAACCACCAGAGAACGUGAUUCCCAAAGACGUCAAUAACUGUGGUGGUCUUCUGCCAUCGAUAAGAAUUAGCGUCGAAUCUCGAGUGAUGUUGAGACGCAAUAUCUCCGUCUCUGAAGGGCUAGUAAAUGGAGCUAUGGGUAUAAUAAAAAAAAUCAAAUGGCCGGCCUUGAGGAGAGAUCAACUGGAGGAUGGAGAGCUACCAGAAGCCGUGUACGUUAAAUUUGAUGACGAAACUAUCGGUCGCAGGCUAAAAGAUAGUAAUGGUUGCGUACCCAUACCUCCAUCAAGUACUACAUUUCAGGCAGUAAGGGGUUACGGAGAUGUGGAGCGCCGUAUGCUGCCUCUAAUAUUAAGCUGGGCAGUUACAGUUCACAAACUACAGGGUACGACCCUCGAAAGAGCUGUGAUUGACCUUGGAAAGAAAAACUUCGCAAAAGGACAAAUAUAUGUGGCACUAAGUCGUGUUAAAAGUUUGGAAGGCAUAGCUUUAUCAGAUUUGGACGCCAACAAAUUAUUAAAUAAACCACACGACGACAAAUCGUUGAAAGAAAUGACGAGGUUACGGAAUCUGUCUUCCGACAAUGAAGACCACGCAUAA
Molecule: messenger RNA, 3252 nt
Organism: Parnassius mnemosyne (clouded apollo)
Lineage: Eukaryota; Metazoa; Arthropoda; Insecta; Lepidoptera; Papilionidae
Source: the annotation of a GenBank genome assembly